Messenger RNA from Pecten maximus, 8013 nucleotides. RefSeq lists its product as uncharacterized. Gene Ontology annotation, cellular component: nucleus. Gene Ontology annotation, biological process: regulation of gene expression. The coding region runs from base 93 to 3446 and encodes 1117 amino acids. The transcript is spliced from 18 exons. The record is from RefSeq and is a predicted model, not a curated record. Lineage: Eukaryota; Metazoa; Mollusca; Bivalvia; Pectinida; Pectinidae.
UGGGAUAGAAUAUACGCCAUGAGAUUGUAGACUCGGGCACUCUCAACAACUUGAGAAAUUCAGAAGAGGAUAGCCAAUAUAUAACUUCAUGAAUGGAAGGUGUAAUCCAGGACUUAGAAAACACAGAAACAAUCACUAUCAGCCUCGAGGAUGCUGCUCAGAUUAUUCUACAGGAACAGGGCAUCCCCAUGGAUGGAUCGGGUACCGUACACAUUCCCCCAGGUACCUACCAUAUCCUCACCCAGGAUGGGGCGCAGAUCUCCACCGAUGGCACGCUUGUAUCCGAGGGAGGGGCUAUGGAUGCUGUCGGUAUAACUGUCAUACAAUCUGGUGAUGACAUUACUGGAUAUGGAACAGAGGCGUCCGUUUCCGGGGAGCUGACUGGAGGAGAUGAAGCAAUACAGGUACAAGCGAUCGGGAAUGGAACUGAUUUGGAACAACAGAACGGCACCAUUCAGUUGAUAAACAUCCAACAGUCACAGAAUGAAGGUGGGGAACAGGUCUUCCAGGUGUAUAACCCCAAUGAGGAACAGCCUGUCACGACUCAAAUAUUACACCCUACAUCCAUAGUUACACAGACCCAAAUUCUACAGUCGGAGCCAAACCUUUUACAGUCACCCUCAAUUGACACUCAGAUCCAAGUAUUGCAGUCAGAGGCAAACCUAUUACAGGCAUCAACAAUGGUCACACAAGUACAAGCAUUACAAUCAGAGGCCAGCUUAUUAGAGUCGUCUGCGAUGGUAACACAGUCGCAAGUGCUUCACUCAGAUGUGACCCUAUUACAACCAUCAUCGAUCGUCACACAGGCACAAAUUAUGCAGUCAGAGGCAAACUUAUUAGAGUCAUCAACGCUUGUCACAGAGGCCGAUGACCAACAGUCAUCUGGAAUUGUGACCACAGCACAGAUUCUGCAGCCUAAAUCAGCACGACAGUCUGAGACAGAUAAGCUACCUGGCCAGAUUUCUUUGCUGCGACAACCACAAGUUGUUCUUGAAAAUGUGGAAAAAGAAGGUGAUAGUAAUGAAAUUAACCAAGACUCUUCAGAAUCACAAGGAACACAAUCUAUCCAGAUGUCAGUGGUAGCAGAGGGGUCAGAGAUUACUCAGAACCCAGAGGUCAACGCGGUCACAGAGAACACUCACGUCAAUAUCUAUGUAGAACCAACCCAAUCUGGUAAUACGCCCAGUGAAACCACACAGACUAACAUUACACCAGUAUCAAAAGAAGAAGGUAAACAACUUGAUCUAUCCAAGCCGAUUGCUGUGACAGACAGUACUGAAGUAGUGAUAAAUGGAAAGAAAUGUAUUUUGAUGGCUAACCCUACCACCGGGGAGCUGUGUGCCUACCCAGUGCUGCCACCUCCUGGAAAGAAAAAGCGAGGACGUCCCCGUAAAGAACAAAAGCCAGACACACCAUCUGAUUCACCCAAGGGUACAUUAGCCCAAAUCAAAGCCAUGCCCCCACAGGACAAGGACCAGAACAGUGCCGCAGAAGGCCUGCUAGAACUAGGCAAUACUGAUCCUGAUGGGGUAAGACGGAGUGGACGAGUAAGGAAGCAGGCUUCAUCACUGCAUGACUAUGAGGUGCUAGAGUUAUCCAGUGAUUCAGGAGGUGAAGAAGAUGAAAAUGAGAUGAAAAGGAGGAAAGUGGAUGACAAAAACUAUGUACCACUGACACCGUACUUGUUGCCAAAUACAGGUAUAAAAAGGGGACGUGGUCGCCCCAGGAGAUACCCACCUCCAGGUCAGUCCAGCUCAAACACACAGAUCCCUGCAGUGAUUAUCCCUGGAGCCAAUGGUCAGACUAUCAUGAUGGCCCCAAUACAGGGACUGUCCAACCUCCAAGCAUUCCAGGAACAGGUGAAGGCCUUACCUAAUCUUGUGGCUCGUCCAGAGGAUGUAGGGGAUGAGGAAAACGGCUCCCAUGAGGUCACACUCAAUGAAUCUGACCUCUCUCUGGACACAGAAGAGAGUACACUGGCUGAUGUGGCUGCUUCAGCAGAGGCUGGAGUGAUCUUACCCAUCCCAAGAACAGAGGCUGGCAGUAAAACUGGAGGGGCUGAAACUUCUGAACAACCAACAAUCAUACAAAUACCAGAAAACCUGUUGUCAAUGUUCUUACCCAAGAAAGAUCCUGUCAAAAUAGGUCUGAAGGCAUCUGAGAGUGACCUGGAGAAGUUGAAGUGCUCCAAAUGUGAUUUCCAAGCCUAUUACCUACAGCAGUACCAGACGCACAUAGCAUCACACACUGACGACGUCCACAAGUGUAAAUGUUGUAACUACGUCACAUUUGACAUGAACAAUCUCCUUUCUCACUUUAAGGAAAAUCAUCCAAGAUGUAUUUGCACCGAGUGUGACUUUAUGGCGGAACAUGCGUACAUCAUCAAAAGACACAUGAUGCGACACAGUGCCAACGGCUGUACAUGCGACUUGUGUGGGAGGGUGUAUAAGGAUCAUUAUAUCCUGAAAAUGCAUAUCAAGAUGGUACAUAUGCCAGCCGAGAUCCUGUUCGAAUGCACAGUCUGCUCCAAGAAGUUCACAAGAAAGGCCCACCUGAAGCGCCACUUACGGAUCCAUGAGCCUGAAAAACCAUUCAAAUGCCCUCAUUGUGAUUACAGGGGCUGCGAGAGAUCUGACAUUUCCAAGCACCUGUUGAUCCAUGAGGAGCCUAAACAUUUGUGUGAAGUUUGUAACAAGGCUUUCAGACACUUGAAGAACAAAGAACUGCACCUCAAAAGACAUAAUGGGCAAAGGGACUACAAAUGUGGGGUAUGUGACUUCUACGGGUAUACAUUCACUGACAUCAGGAAACACAUCGAACGCAAGCAUGCUGACAUCAAAACUCUCGUCUGUGAUAAAUGUGGAUCAGCCUUUAAAUCGGAGAGCUUUCUACGGGAACACCAGAAACAACAAUGUGAGGUGUUUAUGAUCGAACAGGCCCUGGCCAUCGCUAAUUCUGGUGGAGGUACAAGUCAAGCGACCAUACAGAUUCCCUCGUCCUCUUUCACCGUUGAUGGGUCACAGAUCCUUAUCGAUGGUCAACAGAUUGUGACUGAAGGAGGGGAACCAGUCAAUAUUACAGUGAAACGCAUCUCAAUGCCAGAUGAGGAUGAAGAGAACGUCACACUGACUGAAGUCACAGAGGAACAGCUUCAGGGUACUCUGGACGUCUCCAACAUUUCUGUAUCACAGGCCCAGGUGAUCACCGGUGAGGAGCUAGACGGGGACUACAUCGAGGGGGUAGAGGAAAUCUCCCGGGAGGGUGAGGAAGAUAUCCCCGGGGAGGAGGAGAUAACUAUGGAGGAGCUGAGGGUUGGGGCUAUCACUGUGGAUGGGGGACAGGUCAUUGAGGCCCAUGAGGUGGAGGGACUGGUUGAAAGUGAACUGGAGGAGACCGCCAUGGAUAUUUCACAGGAGGAGGAAGAGCUUUCUAUCGCAAUGGUGUAACUAUUUCUGUAGAAACAUACACACGUGAAAGUGAACUGGAGGAGACAGCCAUGGGUAUUUCACAGGAGGAGGAGGAACUUUCUAUCGCUAUGGUGUUACGUACUAUUUCUGUAACAAACAUUCUCUGUGAACAACCAAAUGGACUUGCACACAUGGAUGUUCUUUUCUGAAUUUUAGUCAAUGCCGUAUCCUAAAGUGGCAGAUUGUUAUGCACUCUGGUGCGGUGAGUUUCCAGACUGAGCCUCUGCCUCUAACUUGUAUAGUGUAAAACAGUUCUAUGAAGGUCAUAGAGAGGACACAUCUGCUGUGAUAAUGACUUCAUCAUACCAGAAUCUUAAAGACAUGCUUCCGUAUCUAGGAUUCUGCAAGAAGCUCUGUGAAUCGGUUUCAAACAUUUAAAGCCUUUGAUGAAAGAUUAUUGAAAAGUGAAACCUGUACUUUUAUAACUCUUUCAUUGAUGUUCAUUUCUGAAGGGUGUUACUAAUGCCCUGUCCGUUGUUUUAUUACCAAUCUUUCAUUACUGAAGGGUGUUACUGAUGCCCUGUCCGUUGUUUUAUUAUUAAUCUUUCAUUACUGAAGGGUGUUACUGAUGCCCUGUCUGUUGUUUUAUUAUCAAUCUUGAGUAAUAUUUAAGCUCAAAAAAUAACAUCCUGUGAUUUCACAAUUUUGUUUUAUUACAAAUUUUUCCUUUCUAUCUCCAUCAGGGUUGCCACCUCUCGUGUCCUUUGUGGGAGACUCGUGAUAUUCAAAGCUCUCUCCCAUGAAGACUUCUCUCGCACCACAUUAUACAAAAUCUCACAUCAUUCAAAAAAUUCUCCCUCAAUGUCACAUCAUGGCAUCCGUGCAGUGCUUGUUAUUGUCAAUAACUGUACAAAUAUACAGAUACAUGUUUCAGAUGGAUGUCAUACAUGUAUAACAUGUUGCCAUAUGAAUGCCCAAUGAUUGUUUUAUGAUAUGACACAAUAGAUAUUUUUAAGCAACACCUUUGGAUCAUCAUGUUUCAACUACUGUCAUUAAUCAGAAUGAAUGGGUGUACAUUUCCACUAGAACUAUUGCCUGGAACUAGCUGAUGUUUGGGGUGUUUUCAAACAAUGGUUCAAGAAAGGGGGGGGGGGGACAGAAAUUUGUCUCCAAUAUCAAUCUUACAUAUUGAUCAAAAAAUUUAUUGUCUACUUACAUCUUAUCACAAAGCUACUGAUGUUGAAACAUAUUUUCUUAUUUAUUUAUUAUUUACUUAUCUAUAUGGCAGUUCAUUUUGUUAUAAAAUAUACAAAGAGCUUGGUGAUAAUCACUGGUAGAUUAAUUAAUGUACCAUACAGAAACAGGAGUCUGACAUGAUUGUCUGCUGAGGGACAAUGAUGUUAACUUUAUCUAAUUUACAACAAUCGCAAAACAAGUUAAAACAAUUGAUAUUGAACUCUUGUUGGCCUGGAGGAAAACACAUUAGAGGUGUUCCUACAUGUGGGGUUAAACUGGGGUCGGGUAGGUACCCGUACCUUUAUCAUCGCUGCAGGUAAUAGGCAAGUGUGUUGCCAAUCUGCUACCCAUCCACAAUUAUGUAUCUUACUGUAAAACUACUUUCAAAUCAAAAUUAAAAAAAAAAAAGGAAGAAAAACAUUCAAAGAAAAAAGGCAAUUUAUUGUUAAUUUACUGAAAUGUUCCAUUCUCUUAAAAAGUUAGGAUUCCUUGAAAUGUGUCUGUCAUAGGUAAUCACCACUCUGUUAAUUAUCUAGGGUGUACUUUAAAUAACCCCUCCAGGGGGACACAACAGAGCCAGAUAUUAUUUCAUCAAUUUUAAAAUUACAUGCCUCUUUUAAAAAAAAACAAUUGAACUUCAUCCAGACCAGGAGGUAAAGAAAUUAGAAGUUCAGCUGUACCUGGGCAUGUACAUGUAUUGGUCAUUAAAAUUCAAUCUCCUGAAAGGAUAUCUUGGUGAAGUGUAUUCCCAUCGGCAAGGUAAUUAUGGUGUAAAACAUAAACUAGAUAUUGUUCUCACACAAGAAGUACAAGAUUUGGCCUACAGCAAAAAUACCAUUGUCAAGUAAUUGAAAAAAAAAAAAAAACAUAUUUGAAUGUUUGAAAUUAGCCUGAAGCGGUAGCAUAUAGUGGGACAAAGCUCAUUUCAUCUUACUGGAUAUAGGUCAUAUUGACCUUUUUAUAAAAAUCGUUGUGUAUGAAUGUUAAUUUUUGUCAAGUAAGCAUGAAUAGCGAAACUUCUGUGAGUGUCUGUGUUAAGAUAAUGUUGUAUUUAACAUAAUCACCUAGGUAUGAACAUUGCGGAUAUACUACUCUUAUUUUACCGACGAAUCCCCUCGCAAAUAUUAACAGCUAUACAGUAUAUAGAAUACCUGGUAGUACACAAGAUGUAUACUGUGUAAAAUAGAUUGUCUUUUCUAAUGUUCAGUAUUUAUCCUGUAAUAAGACUGGGGGCGAGGAUCAGAGGAUGUAGAAAUAGUAUUUGGUAGCAUUUUUAAUGACCAACAAUUCACAGUUGGGCUUAUUGCCAGACAUGGGCUUAUUGACAGGCAUUUGUUAACUACCAGACAUGGGCUUAUUGACAGGCAUAUGUUAACUACCAGAAAUGGGCUUAUUGACAGGCAUAUGCCUAUUACCAGACAUGAGCUAAUUGACAGACAUGGGCUUAUUGACAGGCAUAUGUUAAUUACCAGACAUGGGCUUAUUGACAGGCAUAUGUUAACUACCAGACAUGGGCUUAUUACCAGAAAUGGGCUUAUUGACAGGCAUAUGUUAAUUACCAGACAUGGGCUUAUUGACAGGCAUAUGUUAAUUACCAGACAUGGGCUUAUUGACAGGCAUAUGUUAACUACCAGACAUGGGCUUAUUACCAGACAUGGGCUUAUUGACAGGCAUAUGUUAACUACCAGACAUGGGCUUAUUGACAGGCAUAUGUUAAUUACCAGACAUGGGCUUAUUGACAGGCAUAUGCCUAUUACCAGACAUGAGCUAAUUGACAGGCAUAUGUUAAUUACCAGACAUGGGCUUAUUGACAGGCAUAUGUUAACUACCAGACAUGGGCUUAUUACCAGACAUGGGCUUAUUGACAGGCAUAUGUUAACUACCAGACAUGGGCUUAUUGACAGGCAUAUGCCUAUUACCAGACAUGAGCUAAUUGACAGACAUGGGCUAAUUGACAGACAUGGGCUAAUUGACAGACAUGGGCUUAUUACUAGACAAGGGCUUAUUACCAGACAAGGGUUUAGUAUCAGGCAUGGGCUUAUUGACAAACAUUGGCUUAUUACCAGACAAUUAACAGACAUGGGCUUAUUACCAGACAAGGGCUCAUUAUCAGGCAUGAGCCUAUUGACAGACAUCUGCUUAUUGCUAGAUACAGACUUUUUGCCAUACUAAAUUUGAAUCAAUCUAUUUACAAAGAUGAUCAAUGUACUUGCAAUGAAACUGAGGCAUACGUAAUUAUUAACAAGUAUAUCCAGUGGUGUAUGUCAUGUGACAAGCAUUUCCCUGAACUUCUAGUCUCUAAUUUAUGUAUGUAAAGCUGUUACACGAACCUGUAGUGUUCCUGGAAUAUGUUAAUUUUUUUUCUUCUGCAGUUCAACUUUCGCUUUUUAUAGCCCUCAUUGAUAAAAGUAAAUUAACACAGCUAAUAUAACUACACUGCAUUUAUACAUAGGAAUGUGACAGCAAUAGUCGAUGACUAUUUUGAUUAGUAUAUAUAGUAUUAUCAAUCAAACACAUUCAUAUUUCAAUUAUGUGUGUAUGCAAAACUAGCUUGACAUGUCAUUCAUUACACCAUAUUUCACAUACUUACAUGUUUUACUCUAUAUCAUAUGUACCCUUAAAAAAAGGAUUUGUGAAUCAUUUGGUGUAAUUUAAUUAUUUGAUAAAUAACAGUUUACUCCACAAGUUCUCGAUCUCAUAUAACAACAAAUAUGUUAAUUUCCAUAUUUAUUUCCUGUAACUCAGAUUUAUUAACUUCUAAUCAGUUUUCAGUGCUCUCCAUUACAGUAAAGGUAGGUUAGAUAAAAGUACUUUUUGGAUCAAACAUCAAUGCUGUACAGUCCAAUAGUUCCCUUCCUCGUCCCCCACCCCCAGCCCCCACCCCACAGUUACAGCCCACAGCUACAGCCCCCACCCCCAGCCCCCACGCCACAGCCACAGCCCCCACCCCACAGCUACAGUCCAGUCACAGCCCCCAACCCAAAUUCCUCUCUUUUAUUUGUCCAUUGUUUAUCAUACAAACUACACAUGUUUCUUAUUUGUUUGAUUUUUUCAACAAUUAACAAACUUGUCAUCCACACAUGUGCUGUUCACUGCAAACAACAAAGAAUGUAGAAUUGGAACGUAUGAAGAUAAAUGAAGAUGUUCACCUAACAAUUAAUGCAGAAACACAUUUGUGAAAGUGAUGAAGUGUUAUUUAAUGAAUAUUUCACAACCUUAAUUUAUUAACAGUAUUUUAUAGUUGAUGUUGCGACCAUAUAUAGCAGUGUGGGUCGUGUAUGGAUUGGUAUGACAGGUUGAAUGAUGAAUGACUAUUUUUCAAAAAAUAUUCAGAUUAAAAGUCAAUAAUAAAGUUGAUAUGCAAAGUAAA